UAUUGUUAAUCUGUGAGUCCUGUGUUUUUGACGUCAUUGAGAUGCGCGAGCACGUGAAGUAAAGUGAGAGCACUGAGUAGCAUGUGGUUGUGAGAUUCCUUUAUUUAUAUAAAAUAGAGAUAUUACCAGAGAGAACCAAGCAUAACAUGGUGGCAGCGGUAAAGUACGAUACAAAAGUGAAACAUUAAGUUUGCUAUCGAGAAAGCAACUGCGAGAGACGAGGUCCGAUUAUGGAGGGUGCGUUCGGAUUGAAACCGCCAGCAAACUUUGACUGGAAUGCUACGUGCAUACCCAAAGCUUGGAAAGCGUGGGAAGAGGAGUUUUCCCUGUACAUCGAUUUGUCGCUUACAGACGCGGACAACAAAACGAAGGUAAAAGUUUUCCAAUAUUUAAUCGGAGAAACAGGAAGAGAACUGUGUAAGACGCUGAGCGCGGCUCUGCCGGCUGACGGCGAGCUGACGCUGGAAUGGCUGUUAACCGCGUUCAGAAAUCAUUGCAAUCCAGCACCGAAUGAAACUGUGGAAAGAUACAAAUUUUUCUCCAGAAAUCAGAACUCAGGCGAAACGUUUGACAAAUAUGUUACUGACUUGAAAGUGCUGGCUGACACAUGCAAUUUUGGAUCGGCGAGAGAUUCUCUGAUUAGAGACCGAAUAGUAUGCGGCAUAAUGAACUCGCACGUGAGAGAACGCCUAUUAAGAGAGAUGGACCUGACACUUGAUAAGUGUGUAAGGAUAUGUAAAGCAUCAGAACUGUCAAAAGAGAAUGUGAUGACUAUUGAGGGUCAGAAAACGGAAGUGCAUGCAGUUCAGAGAGUUAGACAGGCCCAGAGUGCCAAACAGACACAACCAGCUAAGUGCAAAUUCUGUGGAAAACCGCAUGAGUGGAAAAAACUGAGUUGCCCAGCUUAUGGAAAGCAGUGCAGGAAAUGUGGAAAGAUGAACCAUUUUGCAGCCACAUGCAAAACAAAAGAGACCGUGCGAAAAGGAAUACACAGUGUGGCAGAAAAGGAAGAAGAACCAUAUCAAGAAAUCCUAAGCCUUAGUUCACAAAAGGAGGACAAACAUGGAAAACAGCUGUUUGCAACCAUGCUGAUAGGUGAGAGGCCAGUAAAAUUUCAACUAGACUGCGGAGCCAGUUGCAACGUCAUACCCAUUCAACUGUUAAACCCUGACACAGUAAUGGAAAAGACUGAAGAGAUUCUGGUCAUGUAUAACAAGAGCACUUUGAAACCCAUAGGGAAGUGCAGAAUAAAAAUAAGAAACCCCAGAAACAGAAAACUUUAUCGUCUGGAGUUCAUUGUAGUGGAGGAAAGCUCAUCAGUUCCCCUGCUAGGAAACAAGGCCGUGCAAGCAAUGGAUCUGGUAAGAAUACAGCAUGAAAACAUUAUGGCAAUUGAUGAUAUUGUUACCACAGAGAGAUGCAAAGAAAACGAAACGUGGGGCAAGGAAGACUUACAACGAGAGUAUGCUGAUGUAUUUGAGGGAGAUGGAUGCCUGGAAGGGAAAUAUAACCUCGAGGUGGAUCCUGAAGUUAAACCGGUGAGGCUUCCAAAGCGCAGAGUUCCGGUGGCACUAAUGAAGCAUCUAAAAGUUGAAUUAGAAAGCCUGGUAGAUAGAGGCAUCAUAGCUCAGGUUGAAAAGAGCACAGAUUGGAUUAGCAGCAUGGUGGUGGUGAAGAAACCAAGUGGGAAAUUAAGAAUCUGUAUAGAUCCAAGACCACUAAACAAAGCACUUAAGCGUCAACACUUUCCUCUGCCUACCAUAGACGAUGUUCUCCCGGAUCUGACCAAGGCGAGAGUUUUUACAGUGUGUGAUGUAAAGGACGGAUUCUGGCAUGUAAGGCUGUCAGAAGAGUCAAGUUAUCUUACCACUUUCGCUACUCCAUUUGGCAGGUAUAGAUGGAUCAGAAUGCCCAUGGGGAUCAGCCCGGCUCCAGAAGUUUUCCAGCACAGGUUGACUCAGGCGCUGGAGGGGCUCCCAGGAAUCCGGAUAAUAGCGGAUGACAUCCUCAUCUGUGGGGAAGGCGAUAAUGAUGAGGCAGCGGAGAAAGAUCAUAACAAAAAACUGAGACAACUACUGGAUCGGUGUAGAAACAGAAACAUCAAACUAAAUUUCAACAAACUCAAGCUGAAACAGAAAGAGGUGCCAUACAUCGGACACAGACUGACUUCAGAGGGUCUAAAGAUUGAUCCAGAGAAGGUCGACUAAUGUACCUAGCAGACACUCUCAGCAGAGCGUACUUACCGGAGUGUGCUACAGAAGGAUCCGUAGAGACAGAAAUUGAGACGAUUAACAUGCUGCAGUACCUGCCCAUAUCAGAAGGAAGUCUACAGAAGAUACAGACAGAAACGGCUAAGGAUGGGACAUCUCAGAUAUUACAGCAAGUGAUAGUCCAAGGAUGGCCGGAAGAGAAGAUUCAGCUGAAAGAAGAGGUGAGACCAUUUUUUUCAGUAAGAGAAGAGCUUAGUGUGCAACAUGGUGUGAUUUUCAGAGGAGAGAGAGCUGUAAUACCAGCACAGCUAAGAAAAGAAAUCAUGGAGAGAAUUCAUGCUUCGCACUUAGGCAUAGAAAGCUGUUUACGCCGAGCAAGAGACUGCGUAUACUGGCCCGGGAUGAGUGCCGCCAUAAGAACAUACGUAGGAAACUGUGCAGUCUGCAGAGCAGUGGAUGCACGGCAGCAGAAAGAGACAUUGUGCCCACAUGACAUUCCUAUGAGACCAUGGUCAAAAGUGGGAACAGACUUGUUUUCAUUUAACAACAGAGCAUAUCUCAUCACAGUGGAUUACUUUUCAAACUUCUGGGAAGUAGACUGUCUCACGGACACCAGGUCAAGUACAGUAAUACACAAGUUAAAGGCCCAUUUUGCACGACACGGGAUCCCAGACACUGUGAUCUCUGAUAACGGACCACAGUACAGCUCACAAGAAUUCAAGCAGUUCAGUACAGCUUGGGAAUUUAAACAUGUAACGUCAUCUCCAGCUUAUCCACAAAGCAACGGCAAAGCGGAGUCUGCGGUAAAGACGGCCAAACAGCUGAUGGAGAAAGCAAAGAGAGCCAAGACUGAUCCAUAUCUAGCUAUUCUGGAACACAGGAACACACCAUCUCAGGGGUUCCAGGCCAGUCCGGCACAAAGACUCAUGAGCAGAAGGACUAAAACAUUACUGCCGACACAUGACAGCCUCCUGCAGCCAGGUGUUGUAAACACAGAACACGCAGUAAAAGACAACCAACGCAAACAAGCAUUCUACUACAACAGAGGAGCAAAAGAUCUGAGACCUCUCCAGCAAGGAGAACACGUAAGAGUUCAGUUGGACACCAAACACAGAUCUGACUGGACACCAGCAAAAGUGUUAAGAAUCGCCAAUAACAGAUCAUAUACAGUCAAGCUGGAAAAUGGAACUGUUGUAAGGAGGAAUAGGAAACAUCUCAGACCUGUGCCUGGAGGACCACAGAGAGCAGAAACACAAAACUUGAGGGACAAGAUUGAACAGUCUAAUCAGAUGAUCCAGCGGGAUGAGGGACAUUCACAGACAGUACCAGAGACACACACACGCACACAACAUUCGGAUAACAACAACAGUGUUGUGACAACCAGAUGUGGCAGAAUAGUCAAGAGACCAACACACUUGAAAGAUUUUGUUUAAAUCUGUUAAUUGUUAUUGUGACACUUAAUCGUUACUUUGAGUAUCUGUUAUAUUGUUGUUCUUAGUCAAAAGUUUAUUGCAUACAGUGACCUCAGUGACAGUAAAAAAAAAAAAAAAGGAAGGAUGUUACAAUAUGUUCUAUAUUGUCAGAAAGAUGUGGAAGACCAUGUAUUGUUAAUCUGUGAGUCCUGUGUUUUUGACGUCAUUGAGAUGCGCGAGCACGUGAAGUAAAGUGAGAGCACUGAGUAGCAUGUGGUUGUGAGAUUCCUUUAUUUAUAUAAAAAUAGAGAUAUUACCAGAGAGAACCAAG
Molecule: messenger RNA, 3953 nt
Organism: Carassius auratus (goldfish)
Lineage: Eukaryota; Metazoa; Chordata; Actinopteri; Cypriniformes; Cyprinidae
Exons: 2
Coding region: 231-2207 (658 amino acids)
Source: RefSeq, a predicted model, not a curated record